AUGUGUUCUCAAAGGUCAUUCAAGCUAUCGAGAGCCAGGAGGCAUCUGCUGUGCAGCAAGCGCCCUGUAACAAUGCCGUUCGCUUCACUGACACCAGCGAUCCGAUGCGGAAGGACGCCGCAGAUGUCGAAGAUGCUACGCAAGCUGAGCGAGGUCAUCAUAAAUCAGGAGAACCAGUUGAACUUGUCGAGCAUGGAUCUCACCGACGAGGAGGCUGAGGUGCUGGCUCAGGCAGUGCGUGGAUUGCUCAACAUCAGUGAUAUACGAGUCAUCGACCUCCGCAACAACAAGAUUAGCGUCAGUGGCCUCGAGGCUUUGGCCAAAGCUUUGUCGAAGCAUGCCACGGUGCAAGAACUGUAUAUCGUUUCCGAUGAUAUCCAGGGCGGAAAUGAGAAGGAGGUUAACAAAUCGCUUCUUGCGCUGAUGCGCAAAUGGGGUAGGGCCCUUCAUCAUCAGGAGACAACGCUGAGCAGUGUGCUCAAGGAGGUUUUUGCAACCGCAAUAAAGAAGGAGACGCUCCUAGACUUGAAGAAGAUGCACCUCAACGACAAGGAUGUUGAGGAGCUGGCCCCGCUGUUGCCCAGAGUGCUCCAGUGCAAAGUACAGGUCAUCGACCUACGCAAUAACGACAUGGGCCUCGACGGCUUCAAGGCUUUGGCCAAAGCGUCAGUGAAUGAUGAGUUGCUUAAAGGGCUCCUUAUCUUCAGCUCGGAUAGCCAGGGCAACCAAGAGGAGAAAGAAGCGCUCCUGGCACUGAUGCGCAAAUGGGGCGCAGUCCUUCAGUCUCAGGACAGACUUAAGCAGGAGGAGACGAAGCUGAACAAAGUCUUCUCGAAGGUUUUUGAAGCCACAAUGAAGAAGGCGGAGGUUUUGGACCUGUCAAAGAUGGGGCUCAGCAAUGUCGAGGCUCAGGCCUUGGCUGAGGGAGUGCUUGGACUGCUCAAGAUCAGCAAUGUGCAAUUCAUCGACCUCCGCAGCAGCGAGAUUGGCCUCUACGGCUUCGAGGCGCUGGCCAAGGCUUUUUCCAUGAACUUCACCCUGAAAAGGCUGAAAAUCUUCAGCCCAGAUGGUGAGGGCAACGAAGAGGCGAGCGGCGUGCUGCUGAACUUCAUGCGCCAGUGCGGCACAGCGUUGCUGAAUCAGGACAGAUUUAAGUUGGGCAAUAUCUGCCUGGACGUUAUGAAAGCCCUAGAGGGCCAGGAGCAAAAUGGAAAGGUGUUGAAAGCGCUGCAAAUGCUUGGCAAAGCCAUUGCACACCAGGAGAAGACCUUAAGUUUGAAUGCAAUGAAGCUCGAUUUGGAGGAGACCAAGGCCGUGGUUGAAGCCAUGUAUCUCCAUUUGACAUUGGAGGAACUUUGGCUGCGUGGCUGCGGGCUUGGCGACGAGGGGGUCAAGGCCGUGGCAAAAGCGCUGGAGAGGAAGUCGGCGCUGCGGCGACUGGACGUUGAUGAGAACGGCAUCGGUGAUGAGGGCACCGAGGCCUUGGUGAACGCCUUGGAGGUGAACACGACCCUGGAGAUGCUCUACAUCGGUCGGAACAGAGGCAUCAGCGCUCAGGGCCGUCAGGAGUUGGAAAUGGUGCGAAAGAAGAAAUUGGCGCAUGGUCAGGAUUUCAGGUGGUUCUAG
This is a messenger RNA of Durusdinium trenchii, 1626 nucleotides long. The record is from the annotation of a GenBank genome assembly. Lineage: Eukaryota; Dinophyceae; Suessiales; Symbiodiniaceae.